Darwinula stevensoni is the source of this 795-nucleotide messenger RNA. NCBI's taxonomy places the organism in Eukaryota, Metazoa, Arthropoda, Ostracoda, Podocopida, Darwinulidae. The record is from the annotation of a GenBank genome assembly.
AUGACGGGUGUGAUCCCGAUCCGCUACCUUCUGGCGGUGUUGAACUCCCUCGGGCAUGCCAUCAUCUACGGACUCAGGGUGAACCUGAGUGUGGCCAUCGUGGCGAUGGUAAACUACACGGCCGUGACCCGAGCGACGGCCGAAGCGGAUCGCAACGCGACCGAAUGCGGCCACGUCGACGUCACCGUCGAGACUCCCCCCGAGGCGCGUCGACGCACGGCUUUCAACCGGGGACUUUCGACCUCGCUCGACGGGCCUCUCGAGUGGGACUCGCGCGUUCAAGGCUACAUCCUGGGAGCCUACUUCUGGGGCUACAUCGUCGCGCAGAUCCCGGGAGGACGGCUGUCGGAGGCUUUCAGCGCCAAGCACCUCUUCGGAUUCGGAGUGAUGCUGAACGUGGUGGGCACGGUGCUUUCGCCUGUUGCUUCCAAAAGCGGCUAUCCGUGGCUCAUUCUGCUUCGAAUCAUCAAAGGAUUUGGAGGGGGCGUGACGGUGCCAGCCACUCAUGUUCUCUUGGCGCAUUGGUCUCCACCCGUCGAAAGAUCCACUCUCGCCUCUAUCGUCUACUCUGGGGUGUCCCUGGGAACGGUGCUGUCCCUGACGCUCUCAGGCGCAAUGGCGUCCGAACUGGGCUGGGAAUCCGUGUUCUACUUCCAGGGGGGCCUCGGAGUCGUCUGGUACGCCUUGUGGCUGCUGCUCGUCACCGAUCACCCGCGGACUCACCCGUUCAUUUCCGACCGCGAGAGGGAAUUCAUCCAAGAGUCCCUUGGGAAAGCCACGGGUGGCGUUGGCACU